CGCACAAGUAAUCCAGCUUAUAGUAAAACAGAUUUCAAGAUCUCUCAAAUCCUCAAAUUUCCCCACUUUCUCUCUCUAGGGUUUACUCCCAGCUGAUUGUAGUCGUCGAAUCACUUUCAUCAAAAUGGGCGAUGCAGGGGACAGUUUGGAGGCGAAAAUUGAGUCGCUGCUGAAUGUGGAGAAGCAGAUGAGGCAAGUUGGCGACGUCGCCGGCACGCGGAAGGCAGCCACCGAUAUUCUGCAGCUAUGCUUCGAAGCCGGCGCGUGGCAGACUCUUAACGAGCAGAUUCUGCUCAUUUCCAAGCGCCGCGGACAGUUGAAACAGGCCGUGCAAUCCAUGGUUCAACUAGCGAUGCAAUAUAUCGAUCAAACUCCCGAUAUUGAUACUAAAAUUGAGCUUAUCAAGACACUUAAUAGUGUAUCAGCUGGGAAGAUUUAUGUUGAGAUAGAGAGAGCUCGCCUUAUUAAGAAACUUGCCAAGAUUAAGGAAGAACAAGGACUCAUAGCUGAGGCUGCAGAUUUAAUGCAAGAAGUUGCGGUCGAAACAUUUGGAGCCAUGGCAAAAACUGAAAAAAUAGCUUUCAUUCUUGAGCAAGUCCGUCUAUGUUUAGACCGCCAAGACUAUGUCCGUGCCCAAAUACUCUCAAGAAAGAUAAGUCCUAGAGUUUUCGAGGCUGAUCCAUCAAAAGAAAAGAAGAAAGCCAAAGAAAGUGAAAGCAUUGUUGAAGAGGCUCCAGCUGAUAUUCCAUCGCUGUUGGAGUUGAAGCGGAUCUACUACCAAUUAAUGAUUAGGUAUUACUCUCACAACAAUGACUACCUCGAAAUAUGUCGGUGCUACAAGUCAAUAUAUGAGAUCCCCUCUGUGAAAGAAGACCCAGCCCAGUGGAUACCGGUUUUGAGAAAAAUUUGCUGGUAUUUGGUCUUGUCUCCCCAUGAUCCUAUGCAAUCUAGCCUUCUUAACUCAACCCUGGAGGAUAAGAACCUGUCAGAAAUUCCUCAUUUCAGGUUGCUGUUGAAACAACUGGUUACUAUGGAGGUUAUUCAAUGGACGGUUCUUUGGGGCACAUUUGAAAACGAGUUUGAGAAUGAAAAGGAUAUGCUUGGUGGUUCUUUGGGUGAAAAGGCAGCUGAGGAUUUGAGACUCAGAGUAAUAGAACAUAACAUCCUUGUCAUUUCUAAGUACUAUUCACGGAUCACCUUGAAGAGACUUGCAGAUCUAUUGUGCCUCACUGUCCAGGAAGCCGAGAAACAUCUCUCAGACAUGGUCGUCUCGAAAGCACUAGUGGCAAAGAUCGACAGACCUGUAGGUGUGAUCUGUUUCCAAGCAGCUAAGGACAGCAAUGAUAUCCUGAACUUAUGGUCAUCAAACUUGGAGAAGCUACUUGACCUCGUGGAGAAGAGCUGCCACCAAAUCCACAAGGAGACAAUGGUCCACAAAGCUGCACUGAGUUUGAAAAGUUGAACAAGUUGCUUAUUCUGAAACAUUAUAAUAGAAGAAAUGGUUACAAAUUAAUCUGUGGCAGGUAGCAUUUUGAGCUGAUGAUACAUCGUCCCUUUCAUUUGGCUUUCGACUUUUAAUCCUUCUGCUUUUCGUUUGAUUCAUUUCUCGUUUUUUCGAAUCGAAGCAGGCUACUUGUAUGCUUAAUCUCGCAGGUUAAUUUUAAUUCACAAAUAUGUUGUUUUAUUAUGAAAAUUUAAGAUCUACAUUUCGUAUA
Messenger RNA from Salvia splendens (bonfire salvia), 1715 nucleotides. RefSeq names its product 26S proteasome non-ATPase regulatory subunit 12 homolog A. Lineage: Eukaryota; Viridiplantae; Streptophyta; Magnoliopsida; Lamiales; Lamiaceae. The transcript is spliced from 11 exons. Bases 125 to 1462 code for a protein of 445 amino acids. Gene Ontology annotation, cellular component: cytoplasm; proteasome regulatory particle, lid subcomplex. The record is from RefSeq and is a predicted model, not a curated record.